CGUCCAGUUGGUAUCAGUCGUGCUCGGAAAACGCACGGGGCUGCGUAUAUCUGCAUUAAUUAAAAGGUGUAUUGUUCAACAAUUAUUAUUAUUGUCAAUGGGAAAUUAUAAUCGGCAAUGUAAAGGAUGAACAAUUUUACAUUAUCAAUGGAAUUUUUUUUAUUAUUCAUAUUGGUUUAUCACAAAGGCAAAGGAGAGACUAUUUCCUUAUGCCCGAUAGAAUUUUAUCACGAGCAAUUUUCUGAUCAUAAGGUGGAGCAUGAGAACGACGAACCCGCUACCGGACUAACGAUACGAGACAUAUUACCAGAAGACCCAAGUAAAUAUGACAAAAUGAGGCCACCAAAAAAAGACGGAAACCCCACAAAAGUAUUUUUUCAUGUCACCGUUAUGGGUUUAGACAGCAUUGACGAAAACUCUAUGACCUAUGCUGCCGAUAUCUUCUUCGCGCAAACCUGGAAAGACCAUCGGCUGAGGCUUCCGGAAAAUAUGACGGCCGAAUACCGAUUGCUCGAAGUCGAUUGGUUGAAAAACAUGUGGAGACCGGACUCGUUUUUUAAGAAUGCGAAAAGUGUUACUUUUCAAACUAUGACCAUACCCAACCAUUACAUGUGGCUGUAUAAGGACAAAACCAUAUUGUAUAUGGUCAAGUUAACAUUGAGACUAUCAUGCGCAAUGAACUUUAUGAUAUACCCGCACGAUACUCAAGAGUGUAAACUUCAAAUGGAAAGCUUAUCCCAUACAACAGACGAUAUGGUUUUUCAAUGGGAUCCAGAUGUACCAUUGGUAGUGGACGAAAACAUCGAGCUGCCUCAGUUAGCUUUAGUUAAAAACCAUACAGCUGAUUGUACUCAAGUGUACUCAACUGGUAACUUCACUUGCUUGGAAGUCGUUUUCCAACUGAAAAGACGCUUGGGCUACUAUCUAUUUCAUACAUAUAUACCGACAUGUUUGAUAGUAAUUAUGUCUUGGGUCUCUUUUUGGAUUAAACCUGAAGCAGCUCCUGCUCGCGUAACUUUAGGAGUUACUUCCCUGCUGACAUUAUCGACUCAACAUGCUAAAAGUCAAGCUGCUUUACCUCCAGUUUCAUAUUUGAAAGCCGUCGAUGCUUUUAUGUCUGCAUGUACAAUAUUCGUCUUUAUGGCUUUAAUGGAAUAUUGCCUAGUAAAUAUAGUGCUCGGAGAUUCCGACUUGCCGAAACCGCCUCCGGAAAAACGAAAAUCAACGUCAAUAUUUGAUAUGCCGCCGGCUCCGCCUCAAAAAGCCGAAAAUACGAUAUUGUUGCCUUCGAUUCCCACAGCGCCCACGGCACCCAUCAUAACGCUGGCUCAGAAGCAAAGAAAUCGAGCUCUGAAUAUUGAUAGGUUUUCCAGGGCAUUUUUUCCGUUUAUUUUCACCGUUUUAAAUUGUACUUAUUGGAUUGUUUUUGCUGAAUAUAUUUAAUUAUUAGACUAGAAGAAAACAUAAGAAAUGCUGCAGUUAUUAUAAUUUAUUGUCAAUUGAUUCAAAUAUUAAGAAAUUGAGCUUUUAGAUUUUUUUUUGUUUUUGAAUUGUACUUAUUGAACUAUUUUUGCUAAUAUAUUUUAUUUAGAGUAUAGAGAAACCUCAAAAAGAUAAUUAAGUCUAUUGAAAACGAAGAGAUCAUUGUUGUUGAAAACUUCCAAAUUUUGCUACAAUAAUAAAAACUUUGAAAAAUUAGUGGGAUAUCUAGGAAAAAAAUCUUGAUUAAUAUUAAAGCUUGUUAUGAAUAGAGAAUUAAUUCGAAAAUAAAUUAAAGUGAUCAGCUA
This is a messenger RNA of Ceutorhynchus assimilis (cabbage seed weevil), 1787 nucleotides long. Lineage: Eukaryota; Metazoa; Arthropoda; Insecta; Coleoptera; Curculionidae. The record is from the annotation of a GenBank genome assembly.